AUGGACGCUCCCGAGCCCGAGUCGACGCCUUUCGCGUCUGUUACUGCCCAUACUACCAAGCUCCAGAGACAAUACCAAGCUCUCCUUGACCAGUCCACGCCAUACGUGCUGAACCGCUGGAUCGGCACCGGCGUCACCCUCAUCCUGUUCUUCAUCCGCAUCUUCGUCGCCCAAGGAUGGUACAUCGUUGCUUAUGCGCUCGGCAUCUACCUGCUCAACCUCUUCCUCGCCUUCCUCCAGCCCAAAUUUGAUCCCUCCAACGAUGACCUCGACAACGACAUGGAGGACGGCAACGUGGGCACCCUUCCCACCAAGAGUGACGAGGAGUUCCGACCCUUCAUCCGUCGCCUGCCAGAGUUCAAGUUCUGGUACUGGGCCACGCGCGCCAUCACCAUAUCCUUCUUCUGCACAUGGUUCGAGAUCUUCAACAUCCCUGUCUUCUGGCCCAUUCUCGUCAUGUACUGGAUGAUUCUCUUUGUCCUGACCAUGCGCAAACAAAUCCAGCACAUGAUCAAGUACCGAUACGUUCCCUUCACGGUCGGCAAACGCACCUACGCUAAGGAAAGCUCGUAG
This is a messenger RNA of Cordyceps fumosorosea ARSEF 2679, 573 nucleotides long. RefSeq names its product Retrieval of early ER protein Rer1. The transcript is spliced from 4 exons. Gene Ontology annotation, cellular component: Golgi membrane. Gene Ontology annotation, biological process: protein retention in ER lumen; retrograde vesicle-mediated transport, Golgi to endoplasmic reticulum. NCBI's taxonomy places the organism in Eukaryota, Fungi, Ascomycota, Sordariomycetes, Hypocreales, Cordycipitaceae. The record is from RefSeq and is a predicted model, not a curated record. Bases 1 to 573 code for a protein of 190 amino acids.